Sorghum bicolor (sorghum) is the source of this 739-nucleotide messenger RNA. RefSeq names its product protein kish. The record is from RefSeq and is a predicted model, not a curated record. NCBI's taxonomy places the organism in Eukaryota, Viridiplantae, Streptophyta, Magnoliopsida, Poales, Poaceae. Gene Ontology annotation, biological process: intracellular transport; protein secretion. Bases 204 to 416 code for a protein of 70 amino acids. The transcript has 4 exons.
AUCAGUCAAUUAAAGUGGGAAAAAAAAACACGCACAUAACAAAGAGAAGAAAAGAAUCCCUAAAUCGGCGCUCGGCUCCUCCUUUCCGUGCCUCGGCCGAUCCGCCGGAACCGCGUCGUCCGCCCCGUCCGGUCGCCGCCUCUUCCCCGCCUCCCUUCUCGGCGUCCGCAUCCGCGUCUGCGUCCUCCUCUUCCUCGUGCCCCAUGUCUGCGCUUUUCAACUUCCACUCGUUCGUGACGGUGGUGCUGUUGCUGAUCUGCACCUGUACCUACCUCAAGAUGCACUUCCCCUCCCUCCUCAUCCGCCGGACAGGGUUCCGUGGUUUCUUUUGGAAGGCUGCUAGGAUAGGUGAACGCCUUAGCCCCUGGGUAGCCAUUGGGUGCUCUGUGAUGGGCAUAUCAAUUUUGUUUUGGUGAGAUUAGAAGAUUUCUGUGGCCUUCUUUGCUGAUGAUUACUCCAUUGUACGUAGCAAGAACCUAGUGGCCUUUUACGGUAACUUGCUUCUCUCAUAAGCAUGUAAGAAACUGCACACUCAAUAGCUCGUUUAUUACAUUUCAGAAGAGAAGUAUUCAGAAUUUUGCAGUUACAGUCUGAUUCUUUGAGAUGUCACAUGCUUGUAAUCUUGUAGCUGUGGUGUAUUACUGUGCUAUAUGUUAUGCAUUUGACUAUUGAGCACCAUCAUGUUAUUGUUGUUGUAUUGUAUUGUCAGCGUGCUAACAAAUGUGGCUUGGAUAUGUUA